This is a messenger RNA of Acanthoscelides obtectus, 582 nucleotides long. Lineage: Eukaryota; Metazoa; Arthropoda; Insecta; Coleoptera; Chrysomelidae. The record is from the annotation of a GenBank genome assembly.
AUGAUUCAACCAAUAUCUAAAACGGGAAGAAACAUCACCACAGAUAACUGGUUUACCAGUUAUGAACUAGUUGAUGUGUUGCUACGCGGUCAUAACUCAACGCUUAUUGGCACGGUUAGGAAGAAUAAAAAAGAACUACCAGCAGAUUUCAUAAAUACAAAAUUGCUUCCUGUUAAUUCAAGCAUGUUCGGCUUUCAAAAAAAUAGAGCUCUUGUUUCUUAUGUACCUCGAAAGGGUAAAAACGUCAUCCCUAUCUCUAGUAUGCACCAUGACGAUAAAAUAGAUCCUGCAACAGAAGAUAAAGCCAAACCAGAAAUUAUUACUUUUUACAACCAAACGAAAUCAGGCGUUGAUGUAGUAGAUGAAAAAGCUGCAAACUACAACGGUGCAAGGAAUACUAGGAUGUGGCCCAUGGUUGUACUGUAUUCUUUACUGAAUGUGGCAGCAAUUAACGCACAUAUCAUAGUUUGCGCAAAUAACCGAAACAGAUUUAGUAAGAAGAAAGUUCCUGCUGCAGUUGGCACGUCAGCUUAUAAGCGAUUACCAAAAGCACAGAGCCACUAUGACAUACCUUUCACGUGA